CAAUAAAAUUUAGUUAUUAACUCAAUUUAUUCGUGAAAAGUUGCCCAGCAAUAAUGUUAGCAAAAACAGUUAUUGCAUUAUUGAGUUUAGCCCUAGUGGCUGAAGCUGCCUUGGUUCGCAUACCCAUUAAAAAAGUUAGGGUAACGAAGAACAAGGCCAACGAACUAUACAAACUCCAGAGCAAAUACAACAUAUCAAGCUAUACUGUCACCGAGAGUUUGAUCAACUAUAUGGACGAUUCGUAUUUCGGUGUUAUAUCAAUUGGCACACCUCCUCAGGAAUUUUUGGUACUCUUUGACACUGGAUCUUCCAACUUGUGGGUUCCUGUAGCUCCCUGUUCCACUACUAAUGCUGCCUGUCAAAGUCACAAUACCUAUGACCCCUCCGCCUCGUGCACAUCUGUAUUCCUUGACGAGCCCUUCGCCAUUCAGUAUGGCACUGGCAGUUUAAGUGGUUAUUUGUUCCUCGACAGCGUGACCAUUCAAGGUUUGACAAUUCAAAAUCAAAUAUUCGCUGGUGCCACUAGUGAACCGGGUAACACCUUUACCGAUGCCCUAUUUGAUGGUAUUUUGGGUAUGGCCUUUGCCAACAUUGCCCAAGAUGGUGUUGUGCCACCCUUCUACAAUAUGUACUUCCAAGGUUUGUUGGACGCCCCCAUAUUUUCUUUCUACUUGGCUCGCAAUGGUAGUUCACUCAGUGGUGGUGAAAUGAUUUUGGGUGGCGUCGAUCCCAAUCAGUAUACCGGCAAUAUUACCUACGUUCCUGUUUCCCAAAAAGGCUAUUGGCAAUUCGAAAUAACCUCGGCCGUUGUAAAUGGCACUAAUGUUUGUGAUCAGUGCCAAGGUAUUGCCGAUACGGGUACUUCCCUCAUCGCUGUUCCCGAUGACCAAUAUGAAAAUAUACAAGCUGCCAUUGGUGCCGUGUAUGAUGAAGACUACAGUGCCUAUUUAUUGAAUUGCUCCAGCAUUGAUAGCUUGCCUGUCCUCAACUUUACCAUUGGUGGCGCCCAAUUCACCGUUGAAGGCAAUGACUAUGUCAUUCAGAUGGACGGAAUAUGUUCUUCGGCUUUUGAAACUUCCGGUGCUAACUUCUGGAUAUUGGGAGAUAUUUUCAUUGGUAAAUAUUAUACUGUUUUCGAUAUGGCCAAUAUGGUAGUUGGUUUCGCUCUUGCUGUUUAAAAAAAUUGUGAAGGAUUAAUAAAUAUUAUUAAAAAUAAGUGCUAAAAUAUUAAAA
Molecule: messenger RNA, 1233 nt
Organism: Musca domestica (house fly)
Lineage: Eukaryota; Metazoa; Arthropoda; Insecta; Diptera; Muscidae
Product: lysosomal aspartic protease
Exons: 1
Coding region: 54-1178 (374 amino acids)
Biological process (GO): cell death; proteolysis
Cellular component (GO): lysosome
Molecular function (GO): aspartic-type endopeptidase activity
Source: RefSeq, a predicted model, not a curated record